AUAAAAUAAUAUAAAAUAAAAAAAGAAACUCUCUCCUCUUUCUCUGUCUCUUCAUUUCCACGGUGGAAUCAUCGGAAAACGCAGCGUCACCGGAAAACGCAGUGUCGCCGGAACGAAGAUCGAAGAGCGCAGCGACAAAACGGAAACUGGAGCAGAAUUAGAGUUUGGCGAUUGCGCGAACUCCAAGAAUGCCGCUAUGCAGGUACCACAUUCGGAGCGCACACGCCCUGGCGGAUCCGGAGCUCCGCCGCGCCGCCGCCGGCGACGACUCCGAAGCUAUCCUCGAGGCCGUCGCAAUGGCCGGACUCGUCGGCUUUCUUCGCCAGCUCGGCGACCUCGCUCAAUUUGCUGCUGAGAUGUUCCAUGACUUACAUGAAGAAGUAAUGGCUACUGUCGCAAGAGGCCACAGUCUUAUGUCUCGUGUUCAACAGCUUGAGGCUGAAGUUCCAGCAAUUGAGAAGGCUUUUUUGUCAAAACCUCACCAUUCAUCCUUUUUUACAAACGGAGGGAUUGAAUGGCAUCCUAAUCUUCGGUCUGAACAGAAUCUUGUUACCCGCGGAGACUUACCUCGAUUUAUAAUGGAUUCAUAUGAAGAAUGCCGUGGUCCCCCAAGACUGUUCCUUCUGGAUAAGUUUGAUGUGGCUGGGGCUGGGGCAUGUCUGAAGCGUUAUACUGACCCGUCAUUCUUUAUAGUGGAAUCUGCUUCCUCUGGAACAGCAACAGUAGAAAUCCAAAGGGAAAAGAAAAUUCGUAAAGUUAAGCAAAAGAAAGGAACACAACCAACUGAACCAAGGAAUGGUGAAACCCCUGAAGUUGUAUCAUCACAUACAAAAUUGCAUCAGUUGUUGCUCGCGGAGCGUAUUGAGAAUGCUUGUAGUGACCCUGCUCGUCUUGUGAAGUUGAAAAAGAAACAAUUGAAUGGAUCAGCAGUUGAAGCAAAAACUGGGAAAAGUUACAUGAAGAAAAUUCUGGAAAUCUCCUCACCAGAUCAUAAAAUGGUUCAUGAAACUUCAAUCAUUUCACAGCCUGUGAAAUUGGUGUCAGAUGAUGCUAGUGAAAGUGGGAUUAAAAUACUUGAAAUCAGUAGCAUUACUCCUAUGAAAAGGUCUUUGGGAAAUGAAAACUCAUGUUCAUCACCAAAUGAGCAGGAACUAGAACUGAAUCCAUACUCAGAAAUGUCUUCUAAUAAUCCUAAAGUACUUGACAAAGAAGAAUUCGUAUUUGACGAACAAAGGAUGAGAGAAUGCAGCUUAGAUAGCUACCACUCUGAUGAUGUGACUAGUGAUGUUGAUGAUUAUAUGGAUGCAUUAGCUACCAUCGAAUCUGAAUUGGAAACAGAGAAUGAGAGUAGACCAAUGAAAAACUUCUUAAAUAUUCAAAAUUUAACCGAUUCAAAUGGCAGAGGGGAACCUCAACUGCAAGCUCAAUUUUCAGAUUCUCAAUCAUUUGGAGACUCCUUGACUUCUGAAGAAACUAGUUCAUUUGAACAAGAUAGAAAUGGAGAGCAUAAUGAAGUGCUAGGUCAGUUGUCAGAUUCUCUGUUAACAGGAACCUCCUGGGCAUCCUAUGAUAAUAGUUCAUUCAGAAGAGAUAGAAAUGAAGAGCAUUCCCAACUACAAGCGCAGUUUUCAGAUUCUCAAUCUAUCAGAAAUUUCACAUCAGCGAUUGAAGAUGCGCCAUCCAACCAGCUUCCCCCAAAUUUUGAGUUGCAUAGGACUUUUCGUCACAAGUUUGUUUUGCAUGAUGAUGCACGUGUUCAGGAUGAAGUGAUUUCUGAUUCUAGGCCAGUCUCUUCUGGUUCAUGUCUGAUGGAUUCUAAACAUUUAUUGUUGUCUGCUGAUCUUGGAUCGGCCUCACCAGCAUCCCUACCUGCAGGGAGUCAAUCAGAUGAAACAACAUCUGGCCCUGUUCAACUUCAUUUAAGAAUAGAAGAUGACGAAGAAAAGAAGUGUCUUGUUGAAUCUAUAGUGACCAGACCUGAUGCUCUCUACGCAAUAAGAGAUGAUGCUUGUUCAAUGGUUUCUUUUGAUAACAAUUCUUUAAACAACCUGGAUGCCUGUGAUCUCUUUGUUCAUUCCAAUGCUCUGUUACAAGUUUCUAAUGAAUUAAACUUAGCUCAUGAAGGUGAAUGUGGUGAUCAUUCUAGGAUUGAAGCUUUUCAGAACGAUUCUCUUAAUGAAUAUUCUUCUGAAAUUUUGGUUAGUGGAGAUGUUGGUUUACAAGGGGAGGAUCCCAUUUGCCCUUCGAUGGAAGUAGACCUGAAUCCAUGUACUAAGCUGCUGCUUGAUGGCCAAAAUUUAAAAUCUGAGGAUGAUAUUACAACUACCCAGCUUAAAUCAGAAGAUCUGUAUCCUGUCGUGGAGACUACACCAAAGAGUAGCUUUAUAGAGGAGCUACGCUUUGAUUUAACAGAAGGAAACAAACCAGAAUUAGCAGAGUUAGAAGUUCGGCAUCCUAAUCAGCAAUCAAAUUUUGAAGAGGUGCCAACGGUAUUGUCUGGUGAUGAAAUAAGUGGAUCCACCAGCAGGUUGGAUCUAGUUGAAGAUGAUGGUCCUAUGAAACAUCCAUCUUUUGACAUCAUAUCACCUCCAAUGAGUAAUCUAACAAAGUUGGAAGAACCUCUUUCUGUUUUUGCAGAUCGUAGUGAGAAAGAGAUUUUAGUCAAUGAGGCAGAUAGUAGUGAAUCUUUGACAGAAUUGGCAGUCCAGAAUGCAGUGGAUCAACCAAAAAUUUCUUCUAUUGAUGAACAGUCGAACCUGAAAAGAUUAGUUCCAUGUGAUCCUUCUGAUUCUGGAAUGCGGAAUAAUAUUCAACAUUCAUCUCUUAAGGAGAAAAUCCAAUAUGGUUCUUCCAUCAGUGAUCUGAAAAUGGUGUCCAUUUGUUCAGAGCUAGACUCUCAAAGGUCAUCGGGCCAGGGAAUGAACCCAACAAAACGACUCAUGGUUCCAUUAAAACCUCUUAUUCCUGACCUCUUACCCAAGGCAACUAAAAUCAAUCUUAAGGAGAUGCCACCUAUGCCCCCUCUGCCACCAAUGCAAUGGAGAACAGGCAAGGUUCAAGAUGCUUCCCUAGUUACACAGAGUGAAGACAUGGAAGUAAGUCUAGCCUCACUCCAACCAUUGCAACCAAAUAAACCAGAUGAUAAGUCUCAAUUUGGUCUAUCAACUUCUGAAAAAGAGACCUCGCCAUAUCAGAGUGUAUUUUUGCCUGUCAUGGCUGUGGAAAGUAAUAUGCAUCAACAUUAUUCUGGGUUUUCAGUGGGCAUUUCAGAGCACCCUGUUGCUGUUCCUUUUCAAUUUCCUGUAAUGGUAAAUGAAGCAAAUGGUCAAUAUAAUUUCCUAGCUCCAGAGCAAAGCCAAAUCCAGAACCCUGUCUUAACAUUACAGGACAGGCCUUCACUUGGAUAUGUUGUUGCUUCAGAGGGAGAAAUGAUAUUGAAUUCAAGUCCAUGCCCAUCAACAUUUCCUGCCGAGUGUUCUGUUUCAGGGGCUGAUCCCAUUUUUCAACAAGAAAAACCAAGUCAAGUAAUGGAAGGUACGAACUUAGAAGUUAAAUUGGAUAGACCUAGAGAAUUGCAUUUGGCUCUACCUGCAGAAUGUCCUGUUUCUGGGGAUGAUCCCACCUCUCCGAAAGAGAAACCAACGCAAUCUCCAAUUCAGUUAACGGAAGGGACUAGUUUAGAAGCUACAACUCUAAUGCAGUCUUCAAUUAAUCUGGAAAGGGAACAAGGAGAUCCUUCAAUCCCACUCGUGUCACCUCCAAGUCUAGAAAUUGAGAAGACCGAUCACAGCCUGCUGCCUUCAGAGGGAAAAAUGGCGUUUCCAUUGGAUACAUCUUCUCAAAUAUCUGAGCAUGAUACUGAGAUGCCUACUGGAAAACCAAAGAAUAAGCGUCUUCUUCCCCAGGAGGAUCCUGUAAUUGAUCCUGUUGCUGCUCUUGACAAAAGCAGGCUGAAGAAGGUCGCUGAACGAGUUAUGCCCCCUAGAGCACCAAAGGGAGAUGAAAGAGACUCGCUGCUAGAAAUGAUAAGAACAAAGUCCUUCAACUUGAGGCCUGCUGUGGUUCAACGACCACCCAGCAUUCAGGGUCCCAAAACGAACUUGAGAGUUGCUGCCAUCCUGGAAAAAGCAAAUUCAAUUCGCCAGGCAUUGGCUGGAAGUGAUGAAGAUGAUGAUGCAGAUAGUUGGAGUGAUUCUUGAAUUUACUAUGGAAAGAAAAACACUGUUCUGGGUGAUGCUGAUGGUGGAUUUUUUUUUAUUUUUAUUGUGCGUCUUGCCCUGAAUUAGGUGUAACAGUCAUUCUCCUCUGUAAUGAAUAAAAAAACUACGUGACACAGUUAUACAAAAAUUCUUUAUCCAACACUUGGACAACAUAUGUUCCUUCCAUAGUCUUUUCAAUUCACACAUAGAUGCAUGAACAUUGGAGCAGCAUUCAGCUUAGCAUCAAUUCAGAGGUGAAACUCACCGCAGUCAGACUCUUGCUCAGCGUGCAUGCGCAGUAUCAAACAAGAUCAUCAAUGCUUUUCUCUCGUCAUAUAAGAACGUGUAUAUUUGUGUUGUGGUUGUCAUGUUUUUUUGAUUUAUCAAUUUUGUAAUUCGGUAAUGUAGUGGUUUCUCAUAAUUGUCUCAUACAUGUAGCUUAUCUGUUUGAGUUCAAUACAAUAGUAUACAUAUACGCGCGUGUAAAAUAUUUUGAUUUUUGAAUGUACAGUAUCUGCUUCUUUUA
Molecule: messenger RNA, 4725 nt
Organism: Cajanus cajan (pigeon pea)
Lineage: Eukaryota; Viridiplantae; Streptophyta; Magnoliopsida; Fabales; Fabaceae
Source: RefSeq, a predicted model, not a curated record